Messenger RNA from Mercenaria mercenaria, 1048 nucleotides. RefSeq lists its product as uncharacterized. The coding region runs from base 145 to 993 and encodes 282 amino acids. The transcript has 8 exons. Lineage: Eukaryota; Metazoa; Mollusca; Bivalvia; Venerida; Veneridae. The record is from RefSeq and is a predicted model, not a curated record.
CUUGCACUUACCGGUGUAAUAAUAAACGGUGCAGACAGACAAUCUGCAGAUAGUUCAUACAUUUCUUUUUAAUAUCUUCUUGUUUCCGAAUUAGGGGUUAAAAGGCCAUAUUAUAGACGUUCAUUAAAUGGUUGGUAGUUAAGAAUGGCUGACUCAAUGAACAACUUGAUUUUACAAAAACUGGAAGAAUAUGGAGAUUCAGUCAUUGAAGGGAAGAGUAAGAAGAAAAAGAAUAAAGAUAAAAAGAGAGAUACUUGGAGUGUAGAUGACCACACCACAGUCUCAAAGUCAGCUCUGACAUCAAAUGUGUCAUGUAGUGAAAGACAGAAGAAAAGAAGAAAAAAGAAAAGGAAGGAAGAUAAAGAAGAUGAGAAUGAAAUAAAAGAAGUUGAAAGUGACAAUGAGCCUCAUUUGUCAGGUCAUGAGAGGAGGCUUCGGGAAAUGAGUGAACAGUUAGGCUUGGCCGAGUUCAAAUUAGAGAUGGAAAGAAAACAGAACAAAAAGGAAGAAGAAGAGACAAAGAAGACAAAUCAACCAGAAGUUGUUGUGUUCACAUCUCAUAAGUCCAAGAAGUCUAAGAAGGCUGAAGAAAAGAAAGAGAGAAUGGGAUCUUCACAUGGGCCAGAGUUUGAUAUGAGGCAGGCAAGGUUUGAUGUACAAAAGUUUGGUAUAAAAGGUUUCCAGGGCAACCAGAAAGAAGAGGCAAUGACUGCUCUUCUUAUAAAGUUAGGAGCCAAGCCACCUAAAAACAAGUAUGUAAACUACAAGGAAUAUCAAGAUAACAAGAAACAACAAAAGUUGGAAGAAAAACAGAAAAAGGAAAUGGAUAGAAAACUUGGAUACAAGAUUCCCAAAGCUAACAGAGGAAAGAAGAGGACACGUGACAAGAACGAUAUAGGACCUCUUGAUGGUCAAGUUGGAAUGUGGAAAUCUGGUGUACAAAUUGUGAAGAAGGAUGAUCUGAAAGGGUUUAAAAAGGCAAAAUUAAAAUGAUAAACAUAAUGUUGUCUUUAUACUUGAAUAAAUUGGAUUGUUAUCACAAACUGAA